Molecule: messenger RNA, 3094 nt
Organism: Exophiala mesophila
Lineage: Eukaryota; Fungi; Ascomycota; Eurotiomycetes; Chaetothyriales; Herpotrichiellaceae
Exons: 5
Coding region: 313-2673 (786 amino acids)
Biological process (GO): DNA-templated transcription; regulation of transcription by RNA polymerase II
Cellular component (GO): chromatin
Molecular function (GO): DNA-binding transcription factor activity, RNA polymerase II-specific; RNA polymerase II cis-regulatory region sequence-specific DNA binding; zinc ion binding
Source: RefSeq, a predicted model, not a curated record
CUCGGGCCUUUUCGCCCCUCAGUUGCCUAGCAGCACGAGGUGGCCCUCCCAAUACAGUCGAUUGGAUAUGCACCGUUUCAAGACCCAGACCCAGACCCAGAAUCGCCCGAAAGCGUGCCCUUUAAGAGAUUUUAGCCACUACUGUACAACACUCGAAUGUACUUUGUUGCCUAGAACGCUGAUUUGGCAACGCCUAAAGCGAGAGUAUCCACAGGUUCGGCUCGACAUUAUUAGAUGUCAUCGUCGAUAAUUAUCUUUGAACCUCAUCAUGGCUUGACCUCAUGUUGUGGACGCGGAAGCAUGCAUUAGACCAUGGCUCAGCCUUUGUUCUCAACAUGGUCUGCACGAAACCAUGUGCCCGACACAGGUGAUAGAACAGAGAAUGCGUCAGACCGAUUCACUUGCCACCGGUGUGGCAGAGCGUUCAAGAGGUCGGAGCAUCUAAAUCGGCAUCUCAGAACCCAUACCAAGGAGAAGCCUUUCCGUUGUCAAUGUGGCGCUCCAUUUGCGCGCCAGGACUUGCUCAAAAGACAUAUUCGUUUAUCGCAUCCAGAGAGGUUCCAAAGUCGACUAAGCCAUGAAGAGUCCCUCACGUCAAUGCGAGCUAGCGCUGCUGGUCCAUCAGAGACUGUCGCUGAACCCGGGCCUGCAGGUGGUCAUCAAAACUUCACCAAUCACCAUAAUGGACAGAACAUUAUUCCUACUCCAGAUGUACUUGGACCGUACCCGUCGAGCCACCAGUCACAACCAGUCCUUGAGCAACCGACGCCUUUCUCACCCACAGCAACGCCGUUCAUGAUGGGCCACACGUUUGAUGACGUGGAUUUUGACACCCUCCUCGAAACCUCUCCAGAAGGGCAUGCCCACCUCCAACAAAUAGCCAAUUUCAUGGACAGCAUGGGCCUUCUCACAGAUUUUGUCACUUUCGAUCCUGUCCAGAAUGAGCCCUUGGUAGACCCCCGGCUUCAGCCCAUGGCCGUUCAGAAUGAACCACCAGACGAUGCCCCAAACAACAUCCCGCAAGCUGAAUCUGGAAGUCGACCGAUUUCUCCGUUUCGCUCCUCUCAAUGGCUCCCUUCACCUCCUCCGAUCGACCAGAACACGAGAGAUGAUGCCAGCUCUAUACCUACUGGUCCAGCCCAGGUUCCUCUAACGCCACUGCGCAGUAUCACGAGAGAACAGAGAGCAUGGCUCGAGGCCCAACUAGCUGAUUUCAGGGAUGUGAUACCCGGAUUUUAUCUCCCCUCGCAACAUAGUUUGACGAGGUACAUGACCUCUUUCCUCGACGGCUUUCAUAGCCAUCUCCCUCACGUUCAUGCUCCUACGGCCAGGUUUGAAGACCUCGCCCCGGAUGCGAUUCUUGCUUUCGCGGCCACUGGCGCACAGUACGUCUUUGAGCAUCGCAAUGCCGACCGGCUCUUCCACGCUGGUAGAGCUGUUCUGAUGGAAAGGUUGCGACGAUACCGUGAGAACGUGGUCCGCCAAUCUGAAACAUCUCCAGCUUCCGUGAUUUCAGCAGGAAGUGAUUACGGCCGGAGCAGGAGGUUGAAAAGGGUUUCGGCUGCAAAUACUUUGGGGGAGAAAGAGGAUUCGUGGAAAGAGCAAUGGGCUCUUCAUCAGUGCCUGGCAGCUGCAGUGACUCUCAUGGGAUACGGAGCCUGGGAGGGAGUUGACCUCCUCCGAGAGAGUCUUCGUCUAUCCAGUGUGGUCCUGGAAUGUUUGCGCGAGAUUGCGACAUUGACUCCCGUGUCUGAUGAUACCACUGGCCUAGGCUGGAAAGAGUGGGCUCGUGCCGAAAGCGAACGACGUGCCCAGCUCGUCGCUUUCACAUUUCUCGAGACCCUCAGCAUUGCGUACAACGUUUCACCCUACCUGCUCAACAGCCAAUUUGAUAUCCGCCUCCCAUGCACGACGGCCGAGUGGAAGGCCAACACGGAAGAAGAAUGGAGGGCAGCGCGAGCAGAAGUGCACUCGGAGCAAAUGCACUAUCAACAAGCAUUGGCAGUACUUUUCGACACAUCCAAGACCGAUAGUCCACCCAUUCCAAUGACCACACCGUUUGGCAACUACAUUCUUUUACACGGUUUAUUACAGAGAAUCUUGUUGGCAUCCGAGGUGUCUAACCCGACAGAUGAUCAGAUCUCCACCAUGUCUCGCAACGAAUUUGACCAGAUGGAGUAUGCCCUUAGAUCUUGGACGGUGGUCUGGCAGAAGACUCCAGAGUCUAGUCUUGACCCUCGAAACGCAAAUGGCCCGAUCCCUUUCACCUCGAGCGCACUACUUGGUCUGGCGUAUGUACGGCUACAUCUUCUACUUGGGCCACACCGCAGCCUAGAAACUCGAGACAAGAAUCGAAUAGCGACAAGUCUGAUGAAGUCACCCCCAGUUCGCCGUGGUCAUCGCAUCCUACCAGCAAUUUUGUAUGCGAUUCACGCACUAAGCUUACCGGUUCGCCUUGGAAUCGAGUCUGUGGGAAGGAGCCAGGCUUUUUUCUGGAGCAUUCGGCACGCACUGUCGAGUCUGGAAUGUGCGGUAUUGCUAUCUAAAUGGCUUACUGCAAUCCACGGCACUCGCUCCGAAGCAAUCAGUAGUAAGUCAUCCUUUUACAACCCCUUUGAGGUGAUCAUCUCGGCAAAUAGCCAGAGCAGAUGCUGUCGUGGUCUCAGAAACUGACAAAUUCCGCAGAAAACGAGAGCCGCAUGAUACUCUGGCUCCGACACAUCGUCAAAGAAGCACUGGAAUCGAGCGAUAGUGAGGAGUCGGGCGAUGAAGAUGAGACAAGUGUCGACAAGACCGAAUAUGUGGACGCACUGCCCAUCCCGGAGCUGGCCCUCCAUGUGCUACGCAUCUGGUCUCGGAUGUUUCGAUGCAAUGUCCAAUGGCCUUUCUUGAACGUCAUUGGCCUAGGGUUGCAAGAGUAUGCUCGCUUAAUCAAGGCAGAUUUUAUUGUUACGGAGGGCAGGACGAUUGAUAUAACGAUUUAGGUCUUAGGUAACAGUCCCGAUAGGUUCAUGAGCUGGAGCGUCAUGGAAUGUAUGUACUACUAAUAUUUGCACUUCUUCUUUAUUUUGCAACCAUUGCCUCUAUUAUCACA